AUGUCCGUCGCAGCUUUGUCCAAGUCGCUGCCAAAGCCGAAAUACUCGGGCGAAGAGGAGGAGCUCACCAACAGCACGCGCGUGCUAACCGCAGAGCAAUAUGAAGCGCAAGUAGUCGCGAAGAAGGGCCCGCCGCCCUACGGCCAGAGGCAGCACUGGAGGCCCCGCGCGCCUGAAGACUUUGGCGAUGGAGGCGCAUUUCCGGAAGUACUCGUCGCGCAGUACCCGCUCGACAUGGGAAAGAAGGGCCAACCAUCCACAUCCAACGCGCUCGUGAGGAGAGUCGACGGCGAGGGCAAGACCAAGUACGACGAGAUUGCGCGACGCGGACACGGCGAUUCGAGGAUUGUGCAGGCCAGCUUCAAGGACCUCAUUCCUCUGCGCCAACAGGCAGACGCUGGCGAGCUGGACUUGUCGCGUCCUUCUGCGGAGGUUGUCCAAGCAACUAAGGAGAAGACUGAGCAGGCCCUCAUGGCACUGGUUCAAGGGCAGACUGCCGCGCAACGGCCCAAGAACGUACAGGGCAGAAAGAACGAUGAGCCGACUUUCGUCAGAUAUACACCCACGGCUCAGCAUGGCCAGGCCCAGGGCCAGACGCGCAUCAUCAAGAUCCAGCAAAGACAGAUCGAUCCCAUGGAGCCGCCCAAGUUCAAGCACAAGCGCAUUCCUCGCGGACCACCUUCGCCUCCCCCACCCGUUCUGCACUCGCCGCCGCGAAAGCUGACCGCCGAAGACCAAGAACUUUGGAAGAUUCCACCCCCAAUCAGUAACUGGAAGAACCCCAAGGGAUACACAGUGCCACUAGACAAACGUCUAGCAGCCGAUGGUCGGGGGUUGCAGGAUAUCACGAUCAACGACAAGUUUGCUCAAUUUGGCGAAGCGUUGCAGGCAGCCGACAGACAUGCACGAGAGGAGGUUAAGCAGCGUGCGAUCAUGCAGCAAAGAUUAGCGGAGAAGGAGAAGCUACAAAAGGAGGAGCACCUGCGAAACCUGGCGAAGGAGGCACGAGAACAGCGCGCCAACACCUCCCGAAGACGAUCACAGAGCGAAUCGGACACUGAUUCGGAAGAAGAGGCAGUGCGGAAGCGAAUGGACGCUCGCAAGGAAAGGCGCGAGGACUUCCAGCGCGAACUCCGUCAGUCGCGGAUGGGUACCGAGCGCAAGAUCCAGAUGCUGGCUCGGGAGCAGAAUCGUGAUAUUUCUGAAAAGGUCGCACUCGGUCUGGCAAAGCCGACACAGAGCGGAGAGUCCAUGUACGACUCGCGGCUGUUCAACCAGUCCAGCGGAUUCAACGCUGGUUUCAACGAGGACAACCACUACGACAAGCCUCUCUUCGCAGCCCAGGAUGCUAUCAGCAGCAUCUACCGCCCGAGUGUACAGCAGGAUGACGGAGAGGACGAGGGGCAGACCUACGACCGGAUCACCAAGUCGAGCAAGUUCGAAGUCCUUGGAAAGGCUAAGGAGGGCUUCAAGGGUGCGGAUCUGCAAGAAGCCCGGGACGGACCAGUUCAAUUCGAGAAGGAUACUGACGAUCCGUUCAACAUCAACCAGAUGAUUGACGAAGUUCGUGGUGAGAAGGGCGAGAAGACUGGGGAGAAGCGUUACGGUAUCCAAGAGCCGGAGGGCAGAUCAGCCAAGCGCGCCAGGGUUGAUGAUGACAAAACACAAGCUUCACAAGCUCACCACCCUUCCGCGGUAUCGGAUAGCCAGGAUCACAAGUUCAAUCCGAAUUUCACUCAGGCGGUAAUCAAUGCGACGGGACCAAAAGCUACACCCAGGGUCAGACAGCUCACAGCGGGAUUAAUACGGCAUCUCCAUGACUUUGCUAGGGAGAAUGAACUCACAGUCGAUGAGUGGAUGACAGGAGUUGAGUUGAUGAAUGCAGCAGGUCGCAUGUCAGACGCCAAACGCAACGAAGGCCAACUGCUCUGCGACAUCCUCGGCCUCGAAUCGCUCGUCGACGAGAUCACGUACAAGCUCGCCUCUACUGCCGCCGACGAACCCACCGCGACUGCCAUCCUAGGCCCCUUCUACCGCCAUGAUGCUCCGAAACUGCCCAUGGGCUCCUGCAUCGUGUCCAAGGAGAUAAAUGAGCAAGGCGACCGGACAUUGAUGCACGGCAUCGUCACGGACUUUAGAACCGGGCAGCCUAUCGAGGGUGCGGUGGUGGACGUAUGGCAUACGGCGCCGAAUGGCCUAUACGAACAACAAGAUCCAGACCAGCCAGAGAUGAAUCUCAGAGGUAGAUUCACGACGGGCAAGGACGGCAAGUAUAGCUUCUACUGCUUGAGGCCAGUACCUUACCCCAUACCUUUCGAUGGGCCAGCAGGCAAAGUGUUGCAAGCGCUGGAUAGGCAUCCAAUGCGGCCGGCACAUAUACACUUCCUGCUCACAGCGCCGGGCUACAAACCUAUUGUUACUCAGAUCUUCGACCGAACGAGCAAGUACAUCGACGACGAUGCCGUUUUUGCGGUCAAAGAUUCCCUUCUUGUAGAUUUCAAUCCUUUUGAGGGAGAUCCGAAGGCAGACUUUGAGCUGCCGUACGAUUUCAAGAUGGCGAGCUUCGAGGAUGCAAAGAAGCACUCCGUUGCGGGGACGACAGAAGAAAGCGCGUGA
Alternaria infectoria is the source of this 2616-nucleotide messenger RNA. It is a transcript of the gene PRP45, whose product is annotated as mRNA splicing protein. The transcript has 5 exons. Gene Ontology annotation, molecular function: ferric iron binding; catechol 1,2-dioxygenase activity. Gene Ontology annotation, cellular component: spliceosomal complex. Gene Ontology annotation, biological process: catechol-containing compound metabolic process; mRNA splicing, via spliceosome. The record is from RefSeq and is a predicted model, not a curated record. The coding region runs from base 1 to 2616 and encodes 871 amino acids. NCBI's taxonomy places the organism in Eukaryota, Fungi, Ascomycota, Dothideomycetes, Pleosporales, Pleosporaceae.